This is a messenger RNA of Drosophila gunungcola (fruit fly), 891 nucleotides long. Its product is annotated as 26S proteasome non-ATPase regulatory subunit 9. NCBI's taxonomy places the organism in Eukaryota, Metazoa, Arthropoda, Insecta, Diptera, Drosophilidae. Gene Ontology annotation, cellular component: nucleus; cytoplasm. The transcript has 3 exons. Gene Ontology annotation, biological process: proteasome regulatory particle assembly. Gene Ontology annotation, molecular function: protein binding. The coding region runs from base 145 to 807 and encodes 220 amino acids. The record is from RefSeq and is a predicted model, not a curated record.
UGCAGUACGGCCACAUUGACUAAAAGCAACCAGUGCUGCAAAGCACACUGAAUUGUUGUUGUUUUUGGCGAGACGAGGCAAAAGAAGUAAAAAUAACAAAAUAUAUUUUCGAAAAUCACUAGAAUAUCAAACGACGGGAAAGUCAUGGACACAGGGAUCACCACCAAGGAGCGGCUGGAGCGCUUGAUGGCCGCGAAGAAGCAACUGGAGGCACAGAUCACCAAAAACGGACAGAUCCUGGCCGCCAACGAUAAUGUGGGCAUGAGCGGUCCGCUGGUGGACUUGGAGGGCUUUCCGCGCAACGACAUCGACAUUUACCAGGUGCGCCAGGCCCGCCAAACGAUCAUCUGCCUGCAAAACGACCACAAGGAGCUGAUGAACCAGAUCCAGAGCCUGCUCAACCAAUAUCACAGUGAGAUUGCCACCACAGAUCCCGAGCUGGUGAACCGCGCAUCCGCCUUGGAUUUGGACAGCGACCGAUCACCAGGAGGAGCUAAUAUAGCUGAUCUUGCACCUGUUCGCGCCAUCGUGGUGGUCAACCUAGUCAGUCCCGAUUCCCCCGCCGAGAAAGCUGGACUUUGUGUGGGCGAUGCCAUCCUCCGUUUCGGUUCCGUCAACAGCAACAACUUCAAGGGAGAUCUUGGCCAAAUUGGCGAGGUGGUGCGCAACAUGCAAAACCAGAACGUCCAACUCAAAGUGAAGCGAGGCGAACAGCAGCUGGAUCUGAUCCUGGUGCCCAAGACUUGGAGUGGACGCGGCCUCCUUGGCUGCAACAUCGUCCUGCCGCCGGAGUCCAUGGAACACUGAAUUAGUUACCUUUUAAGCUUUGACGGAAGUGCCAGUGUACAUUUGCUCUGCAUUUAAUUAUCAGUUCAUGGCCAAGCCACCUAA